Messenger RNA from Aphanomyces astaci, 552 nucleotides. RefSeq lists its product as hypothetical. The record is from RefSeq and is a predicted model, not a curated record. Lineage: Eukaryota; Oomycota; Saprolegniomycetes; Saprolegniales; Verrucalvaceae. Bases 30 to 428 code for a protein of 132 amino acids. The transcript has a single exon.
UUUUCCCAAACCAAGGCAACCAAGACACGAUGGCGCAAGGAAGCACGUCGCUGAAGAAGAAGAACGUGAAGAACGCCGCGGCCAAACCGACCAAGAACAACGUCCAGUACCGUCACAAGCUCAACUCGGCCAAGAAGUUCACCAAAGUUGGGAAUGCCACGACCGAAGUGCGUCGAGGAUGCAACGGGUUCAAGCGCCGUGGGGACGCGUCCGUGACGGGUUUUAUCAACCGCAACAUUGAAGAGCUCAUGGCGACCCGCGUGCUGCAGACGGGGUCGUCGAUUGCGCUCAAGGACAUCCGCGCUGUCGGCAAAGAGCGUCUCAAGGAAGUGAACAAGAACGCACGGACCAAAAAGCGCAGCCGCGUCGAAGAAAAGUUGGCCGAAGUGGAAAAGGCCAUCAAGGACGCGGAAAUGGGACCGAAUUAGAACCAUCCCAGUGACGCGAUCGUACCUAUAAAUUAGUCCACUGCUGUUCAAAAUACUGUACCCACUGCUGAAAGUCGUCACUUUUGUCUGCACAAAACUCUCCUCAAGGAAUACUGUAGAUCCG